AGGGUAGCCAGGGCUCCACAGAAUAAAUUCUGUCUCAAUAAAAUAAAAUAAAAAUAAAGAAUAUAAUUCCUUAGCAAAUACUUUUAGAAAGGGCCUCCAUCAGUAAGAUUAGAACAAAAGAGCUUAGAAAGGUCACAGGGCAGUGGCUCACACCUGUAAACCCAGAAGGUAAGAGAAAUAGGUAAAAUUAAAUGACAUUCAGACUUAGCAGUUUCAUGUCUUUUAGUUAUAAACUUGUCUUCUUGUUAAUAUAACUACAUCAUAUUUUUAGUCUAGUUUCUUUUACAUGUUUGUGUAUGUGUUUUUUAUAUGUGUGAGCGUAUGUGUGCUCCUCUUAGACAAGCGAUUGAUAUNAAAUAUUUUAAUCCGUUACUUUCCACCUAAUACACUGAGGCAGAGUUUCUCACUAGAACCUAGAGCUUACCAGUUCUAUUAGUCUAGCUGGCUUACCCUGAGUAUCCCUACCUCUGCUCCNCACGCAUACUUACUGUCCUGGCAUUUAUGUGGGUGCUGGAGAUCUGAACUUAGGUCCUUUCACUUUGCAUGAUAGCACGCUCUCUGCUGAGCCAUGGCCCUAUCCCCAGCAUUUGGGUUUUCUUAUGGAUUCACAAUUGUUAGCAUAUUAAUUCUUUUCUUGAUAAAACCUUGUCGUUGAGUUAAUAUGUGUUUGAAUGUUAGCUUAUAUUGGUAGUUAGCUUUCCUAAAUGUAAAAGAACUAUUUGACAAUUGGUAACACAUAGCAUGUUUCUAUUUUUGUUUGUGUGGUUGUUUCUUGUCUUAAGGAGACAGGCUGGUAGCAGUGUUGAAAGGUCUCUACAGCAGAUGUCUCUAUAGGUGGUUUACACCAUGCUUAAUUUAUAGAAGGUGUGGGGUAAAUGGUGAUCUAUUAAAUAUUUAAUAUGAAAAUAAAAAUAUUUUCCCUAAAUGAUAUAGCUUAAACCCUUUCUGUUUCUUGAGUUCAGGGUCAUAUAGCAAAGUUUGAUACAGGAAUAAGUCAACUACCAAAUUAAAUGCAUGUGUGCCAUGUAGGUAAUAGUUACUGAGAAAUGACUUAUAGUAGCUUUACCUAAUCAUCAGAAUCUUUUUUAUUACACUUAAUAAAUCACUUCUAAACUGAUCUAAAAUAUGCUUGUGUAUACUUACAAUUACCUUGCAUGGCUUUCUGACUUGGGUUCUUGUGGUAAACAUGCCUGUUUUGUUCAUGUGUCUUGAGAGAACAAGCAUUGUGACAUAUACUAGGCUGAUUUAAAAUAGAUUGCCUGUGAAACACAGUUUGAGUCCAGUUGUUUUUGAGGUAUGGAGUUUUAGCUAUCGUGGCUGGGUUUUUACUCAAUCUCAAAUAAUAGGGCUCUGGUUAUUUUGCAGAGUGUCUCUGAAGAAUGGACAGAAUUGCCCUGGCUAACUACAAGCUACGGUUCACAGUGGAUAAAUAGAUGCCCGUGUGGUAAAAGACAUGGCUACCGGGAAGUCUAAGGGAUAUGGCUUUGUCUCCUUUUUCAACAAAUGGGAUGCAGAAAAUGCCAUUCAGCAGAUGGGUGGCCAGUGGCUUGGUGGAAGACAAAUCAGAACUAACUGGGCAACCCGAAAGCCUCCAGCUCCAAAGAGUACAUAUGAGUCGAACACCAAACAGCUGUCAUAUGAUGAGGUUGUGAGUCAGUCUAGUCCCAACAACUGCACUGUGUACUGUGGAGGGGUGACGUCAGGACUGACAGAACAACUAAUGCGUCAGACUUUUUCUCCAUUUGGACAAAUAAUGGAAAUCCGAGUCUUCCCAGAUAAAGGAUACUCAUUUGUUCGGUUCAGUUCCCAUGAAAGUGCAGCACACGCGAUUGUUUCUGUUAAUGGUACUACCAUUGAAGGGCAUGUGGUGAAAUGCUAUUGGGGCAAAGAGACUCUUGAUAUGAUAAACCCCGUGCAACAGCAAAAUCAAAUUGGAUAUCCACCAACAUAUGGCCAGUGGGGCCAGUGGUAUGGAAAUGCACANCAGAUUGGCCAGUAUGUGCCUAACGGUUGGCAAGUACCUGCCUAUGGAAUGUAUGGCCAGCCAUGGAGCCAGCAGGGAUUCAAUCAGACCCAGUCUUCUGCACCGUGGAUGGGACCCAAUUACAGUGUGCCACCACCUCAAGGGCAGAAUGGCAGCAUGUUGCCUAGUCAGCCUGCUGGGUAUCGAGUGGCCGGGUAUGAAACCCAGUGAAAACAGACUACAGACCGGAAGCCAGUGGCUUGAAGCCACAGGGAGGGUAGGAAAGCAGUUGUUUACGUAAAGAUUUAUCAAAUCAGUCAGUACAAAUGCCAGAUACAAUGUAUUUAUUUAAAAGAUUCAUUUUUUUAAUCAUGAAAUUACUUUUCAUCCACAUUGUUUUAAAAAGGAACACAAUGGUGGAUGUUUGCCAAUUUUUGCCUUCAUUAUCUUUUUUGAUAAAGUUUCUCAGAUCCUUGUUUCAAAGACAAAUGCAGGGAUUACUGCCACUUUUUUAAAAAAUAAGAGGCAGAAAAUUGCACAAUGUUGAACUUUUCUCCACUAAAAUCGUGUGCAGUUUUAGUUUGCAUUCCUGAUAGGAUUUAAAACAUGUAAUAUAGAUGUAAAAAAAAAAAAAAAGCCAAACUUGUGCAAAGUCUAGAAGUUCUCUGACUUUCAGUGUGCACACAGUUGUCUUAGGUUUAAAGAAUAAUAGACAUUGCGUGAACUAUACCAUCUCCACUAUUAUCCCUUUGGAAUUUUUAAAUGUAAAUUAUUAGUUUAUAUCAUUUUAUAUCCACAUUUUUUCACAAAUUUGUCCUGCCUUAUGAAAUAUCUGUAAAAUAUUCUUAAAUGAAAAAAAUGAUGUUCACUUAGAUUGAAAACUUUUCUCAGAUGGACCGAUAAUUGCAUUCAUCUUGUUUUUAUAAGAGAAGGUGCCUCAAGGAUUCCCUGUUGGAUUUGUUUAAAAGGACUUUUUAUCUUCUGUGAUAACCUUUGCCAUGUACCAGGAACUAGGAAAACAAGAAACUUGUUCUAAAGAGAUCUGCAAUGUGAUAAGUCCUCGACACAUCAGUCUCGUGCGUCAGCAUUUAUGCUUACAUGCAUUGUUGUCUAAGAUACUUCAGCAAGUCAUAUUGUGCAGUUAGCAAACUUUGUAUGUCAUUUCCUCCUACAGGUGUCAUGAAGAGUUGACGUAAGACAGAUUUUACAUUUGCAUGUGAAUAUCACAUACAUACUUUGGUAGUCUUUGAUACAAACUCAUCUGCUCUUGUUUUUCAAGCAUUUUGAGACACAAAGUUGUAUGUAAAGGAAUAUAUUAAUUAGUUGUUUUUUUAGUUAGAUUUACUUAAAAAAGUAAAUCCACUUUAAUGUGUACAAAUGAUAGCUGUGAAACUGUAGAAUUUUUCUCUGUCAGGCUUGGGAUUCACUAAGAACUCCAAAACUAGCCUGAAGGACCAGCCGGGCAAAACAUUUUUUAAAUAUUCAGAGGCCAAAAUAUGAACAAACAAAUAAAAAAAAAAAAACUCUUAAAAGUCCUACCUCCUUAAACAGCCUUCAAGGCAAAGCCCCUGCGCAUAGGCGUGGCUUUGGUCUUGGUCCCUGGUCUCUUGGAGCCCCCAUAGUACUAAUGAAGUUUGCUCUUCGAUGGNGUUGUUCUAGCCUUGGGGUUCCUAAUAUAUUUCAGAGUCUCUUGGUUUGGUGUGGUUUCAGUGAUGACCACACCUCCUCACAGUAGAGAGGAAGGAGCCCUGUGCACUGUGGGUUUGAAGCCUGCAGAGAGCUCCCAGCAUUUUACUUAGGCCUGUGGAAUUGGAAGCAUUUCCUGGCCUGUAUCUUUCAGGUAGGAGCACACAACUCUAACCUGUUUUCUAAGCCAGUCCCCUUGUACAACAGAGCCCAGGAAGACAGUCUCAAAUGUGUGCUUCUCUGGAGCUCAAUUCUAUGCAGUUGUGCUAAUGUUUCAUUAAGUCACUGUGUAUUUUUAAGUACUAAAACAUUGAAAUUUGCUUUAUGGAAGAUGAAUAAAUUUUUUAAAUACUUGGAAAUUUUAUUUCUUUGUAAACUUCUACAGAUCAGGACAGGCAAUAAAAGCAGCUUAAAUAAAAUACUAAAAACAAAAAGACAAAACCCCACACAUCAGGAUGCUAUCUUUAGGUUUUUCUGGAUUUGUCUCUAUUUUAGCAUCCUUAGUAUAUGUCUCUGUUUAAGAAUUUUACUUCCUUUGUAACUUUAGACUGCAGGAUCUUUUGGGCACAAGUAAUUGAUUGUGUGCAAAAGUGUAGUUUCUCUCUUCUUUUGACUCUUUCAAGUAAUAAGGACUUUUAUUAGUAGCAUAUUCUUAUUGCACAGAUCUUAAAAUUCAUGUUUAUUUGCUGUUAAAAAGGUGGUGGUGCUGUGUUCCUGAUGAAAGACUGACAUAUCAGGAACAUAGCUGUUGUUACUUUAAAUAAAUCAUUAAGUCAUUUCUCAACCUAAAAAACUUCAUCCUGGUAUAAGUAUCAGGUAAGGAAAUGAAGGUUUUUAAAGUGAACUUNCUUGCAAUAUGCAUUCAGGUUUUAUUCUCUGGUACUGUAAAGAACCCGAGUGACUCUCAGUGGGUCAUGGAGCCAGUAUUCUUUAUCCUGACUGUUUGGAUAUUAAAAUUCCUUUAUGUUUUAUAUGA
Mus caroli (Ryukyu mouse) is the source of this 4625-nucleotide messenger RNA. It is a transcript of the gene Tia1, whose product is annotated as TIA1 cytotoxic granule associated RNA binding protein. Gene Ontology annotation, molecular function: RNA binding. NCBI's taxonomy places the organism in Eukaryota, Metazoa, Chordata, Mammalia, Rodentia, Muridae. The record is from RefSeq and is a predicted model, not a curated record.